ACCUUGAUCAGAAAAACAAGGGGGGCUGACUCUGUAGACCAGCCUCCUGCCUCCUACUUUUGCACCAGACGGCCCUGAGAGAGAGUCAGAGCAGCUGUAGAAAGUGCUACAGAUUGAGAGUUUUUAUCAUCGAGAUGGCCCGGUGGAGUAUUUGGCGCGGCCCAGCGACACUACCCCUGUCCUGGAUAGAAGAUCUGACGCCCAUCGGUGUGCGUUGCAGCAGCAGCAUGCCGAUGAUCAGACAGGCGUACUCAGAAAGUGGCAGCAUAGUCCGGCCUUUCGAUGAGAUUCCUGGACUGUGGAAGAAUGGCGUGGCCAACUUGUACAAUUUCUGGAAACUGGAUGGUUUCAGAAACCUUCACCGCAUCAUGGCGCAGAACUUCAACACUUUUGGACCCAUUUACAGGGAAAAGAUAGGACAUUAUGAAAGUGUGAAUAUCAUCAACCCUGAGGAUGCAGCCAUCCUGUUCAAAGCUGAAGGCCAUUAUCCUAAAAGGCUGAAAGUCGAAGCGUGGACAUCUUACAGAGACUACAGAAAUCGCAAAUAUGGAGUUUUACUAAAGAACGGAGAAGACUGGAGGACAAACCGCGUGAUCCUCAACAAGGAGGUGAUUUCCUUGAAAAUGCUGGAAAACUUUGUGCCUCUGCUGGAUGAGGUGGGCCAGGAUUUUGUGGCCAGAGUUCACAAGAAAAUAACACGAAGUGGCCAGAACAAAUGGACCACUGACCUCUCUCAAGAACUCUUUAAAUACGCAUUAGAAUCGGUGGGCGCCGUGCUGUACGGCGAGCGUCUGGGUUUGAUGCUGGAUUACAUCGACCCCGAGGCUCAACAUUUCAUUGACUGCAUCACCCUCAUGUUCAGGACUACCUCACCCAUGCUGUACAUACCUCCCAAACUGUUGAGGCAGAUUGGAGCGAAGGUGUGGCGGGACCACGUGGAGGCUUGGGAUGGGAUAUUCAACCAGGCGGACCGCUGCAUCCAGAACAUCUACAGACAGUUACGCCAGGAGACGAGCAAUCCAAAGAAGUACCCAGGAGUCCUGGCUAGCCUACUCAUGUUGGACAAGCUGUCCAUUGAAGACAUCAAGGCCAGCAUCACUGAGCUAAUGGCUGGAGGAGUAGACACAACUUCUAUAACGCUGCUGUGGACGUUGUACGAGUUAGCCAGACAGCCCAACCUCCAGGAGGAGCUGAGGGCGGAAGUGGCUGCAGCUCGGGCAGAAAGCCAGGGGGACAUGCAGGAGAUGCUGAAGCGGAUACCUUUGGUUAAAGGGGCUCUGAAGGAAACACUGAGGUUACAUCCGGUUGCUGUGAGCUUGCAGAGGUACAUAGCAGAAGAUAUAAUUAUUCAAAACUACCACAUCCCGGCCGGGACUCUGGUACAGUUGGGAUUGUACGCAAUGGGGAGGGACCCCAAGGUGUUUUUUCGCCCGGAGCAGUACCAGCCCUCUCGCUGGCUGAGGACGGAGUCGCAGUACUUCAAAAGCCUGGGCUUCGGCUUCGGCCCCCGUCAGUGUUUAGGACGACGGAUAGCGGAGACAGAGAUGCAGAUCUUCCUUAUCCAUAUGCUGGAGAACUUCAGAGUGGAGAAGCAGCGCCAUGUGGAUGUGCAAACUACCUUUGAGCUCAUUCUCUUGCCAGACAAGCCCAUAAUGCUGACUCUGAAACCUCUACAAGCUAGUCGAUAACGUCACGUUGGAGAGACAGCUGUAGUGAGUGAAGCUCAUUUUUUGUAGCCCUUCAUCUCAGUUAAUUUUAAAAGGGCACCACGAUAUUUAUGCUAAACAAAAUCUUCCAAGUUUGGAGGCAA
Messenger RNA from Mugil cephalus (flathead mullet), 1810 nucleotides. RefSeq names its product cholesterol side-chain cleavage enzyme, mitochondrial. The record is from RefSeq and is a predicted model, not a curated record. Gene Ontology annotation, molecular function: oxidoreductase activity, acting on paired donors, with incorporation or reduction of molecular oxygen; heme binding; monooxygenase activity. Gene Ontology annotation, biological process: C21-steroid hormone biosynthetic process; cellular response to peptide hormone stimulus; glucocorticoid biosynthetic process. The coding region runs from base 135 to 1688 and encodes 517 amino acids. The transcript has 9 exons. Gene Ontology annotation, cellular component: mitochondrial inner membrane. NCBI's taxonomy places the organism in Eukaryota, Metazoa, Chordata, Actinopteri, Mugiliformes, Mugilidae.